GUUACCAUGGCUACCUGCCUCGCCGGACGGAGGCCAGGCGAGAAGGAGGAGAGAAGCGGCGGCGGCGGAGGAGGAGGAGAAAGGAGGCGGAGGAGGGACAAAUUGGCCUCUGUUUGAGGGGAGGAGAGGCCGAGGUGGACGUGGCGGGUCCGCCGGAGUUGGCCACAAGUCGCGGGAGGGCAGUGGAGCCGAAGCAGCCAUGACGCGGAACGCCCGCAGGCCGCUAUCAGGGCGGCGCGGGUGGUGACGUCGGGUCGUCGGACGAAACCCGUGGCCUCGGCUCCUCCCAUCGGCGGAGUCUGGACUCCUCCCCCUCGCUAGAAGCGACCGGCGGCGAGGUCUCGGGGCGGGGCAGACUGACGGAACCCGCCGCUCCUCGCCAUGACUGACUCGGAGGCCGAGUGUUUAAGCCUGAGUCUGGCCUCGGAGGGCGGUUCCCCCCUUGACCCGGGCGGCCACCCCUCGCUGGCUCUCCUUUCGUCAGACGGCCCCGCGCCCACGCUGAGUUCGCUGGCGGCAGAGGUGGCCGAACCGUUGGUCAUGCUGCCGUGCGUCAAAGCCGAGCCCGAAGACCUGGACGACUUGGAGCGCCUGGAGCCCGUACGCACCGUGGACCUUUCCGAGAUCCAGCCGCUGUCUACCGCCGAACUGGGCCGCGAGCAGAUUAAGAUGGAGAUCAGCGGCCUGGACUACAUCAAGGCUGAACAUCAGCGCGCCGACCUAGACCACAAUCUGGACCCCUUCCGCCACGCCGACGACAUGGACUACAAGUCGCACUACGAGACUGGCUACGUAUUUGAUUACAUCUCCCAGGUGAGCGACACACUGGAUUACAUCAAGUCAGACCACCACGUGGACCUUCAGUGUUACUACGCAGCGGAGCUGGGCGAGCCGGACCCUGCGGCACCUACGCAGCUGGUGGUGCCUCCGCACAACGCCCUGGAGUCUAUCCACAUGGCCGAACUGCGCAGCGAGCUCAACAAACUACGACCCGAUUCGCUCCUGCUGCUGGACGGGAUGACUAAGCCUGAAGCCGAUUUCCCGUAUCAGGCAGCUGCGGAUGAGACCAAAGCGGCGGCGGUGGGGGCGACCGGCUCUGCUAAAGGCCCACCGCCGAGGAGGCCGCGCAACAUGCAGGGCGAGAAGCCCUUCUCGUGCACGCAGUGUGGCAAAAACUUCAGUACCCUUGGCAACCUGAAGACGCACCAGCGCAUCCACACGGGUGAACGGCCAUACUCGUGCGCGCAGUGCGGCAAGAGUUUUGGCCAGGCGGGCAACCUCAAGCGCCACCAGCUCAUCCACACGGGCCAAAAGCCCUACGUGUGCGCCCACUGUCCCAAAGGCUUCACCAAGGCCGACGACCUGCGUGCCCACCAGCGGCUACACACAGGCGAGCGGCCCUUCGCCUGCCCCGUCUGCGCCAAGACCUUUGGCCAGGCCAAGGAGCUUAAGGCGCACCGGUUGAGCCACGCUGGCGAGAGGCCUUUCUGCUGCCAGCACUGCGGCAAGAGCUUCAGCAAGGAAGCAGCGUACCGAGACCACCUCCGCGCGCACGACGACAUCGGCGCCGCCACCCAACCCAGGCCUUUCACCUGCUCGCACUGUGGCAAGACUUUCGGCAACGCCGCCGUGCUCAAGACCCACGAGAAGAUUCACUCGGGCGAACGGCCUUUCGGCUGCGCCCAGUGCGGCAAAAGCUUCGGGCGCCUUGGACACCUCAAGGCACAUCAACACGUGCACACGGGCGAGCGCCCGCACGCUUGCUCACGCUGCGGGAAGACCUUCAGCCAGUCGGGCCACCUCAAGGCGCAUCAGCAAAUCCACAAACGGGAGCGCGCCGACGUCACUGACGCCCACUAGCCAAACGGACAACUGGACAUCCCCUCCCCUUUUUAUCCUUUUUUUACGUAUAGCCACCGCUUUGUUACCUUUUGGCGCCUUUCUAAUCGUUACGUCGUCUACGGCUGUUUUCGUGAGUGUGGAGGCGGCGGUGCCUACAGAAAGCCGUUUGAGCAUUUAUUGCAGUCAAGUCGUAACGCAACAAGCUAGAAGAACAGAAUUAUGGCGGAAGCAGUCCUAUUGCACACAAUAUGGACAUUGCACAGUGAAAAUUCAACACUCGAUUCCGUUGCCAAAGCACUACUUCUGUCUCAAAACUCCUCAUGUCACUUAAAGGGACAGGCAACACCUUUUGUUAAUAAUCUUCGUGUGAAAGACAGGUGCCCAAAGUAUUUAAGUAUACAAAUCAUGAAUUUCCUAGACCUCUGAUAACAGAGAAAAUGUUUAAGCAUAAAAAAAUGACAGAACUGCAGCCAUUUUGUGAUGUCAGUUACAUACACACUGAUAUACUUGAAUACAGGUGCAUGGAAAAUGGGUAUUACAGACAUCAUAAGGUAGGACGGGCAAUCUUGGAUACUCUCAUUUGAUUGGAUAAAAUAAUACAUUGAUAAAAUGUCCGCACACUUCCUAAAAUUACUAGCUUUUAUUGACUUUUUCUCCACUAUUACACAAGUAAAAUUCUAUUUUUUUUCUUUGUUCAAUAAGUAAGAUUCUUUCAUUGAGAUGCAAAUGAAAUAAGUGUUGUCUGUCCCUUAAAUUAAACAUGCCUCCUUGCCAGUAGAUGGCAGUUCUCGUUUCACUUUCCUCCUACUAUUGUUCCUAAUACAAAUAGUGAAGCACUAAAUGUUAGCUCACUGGCUGCCAUCGAUGUAGAGCUGGGCGAUAGGGGCCAAAAGUCGUAUCUCAAGUCUUUUAGGCUGAAUAUCGAUAUAUGAUGUAGGGUCCCCACAUGUUUUUGCCAAGUGAGAACAAAUGCUAAGUAUAAGUCCAGGCCAAAUAUGACAUUACAACUUUUAUUGAAACUAGUGGUACAAUUUUUGACAAGCCUUACCUGUCGAUCUCAGUUGUACCUUUGAAUCUGAGCCAAAUGUGAGCAUUUACUAAAGUUAUCUCACUGAAUUCACUCACAAAGAAAAGACGGGGCCAUCUAGCAGCCAUAAAGCAAUUUUCACAUAGUGGCCUAGGAACGAAAAUACAAAUUUCUCUCAUUCCCACAUUAACGUAAAGCGCUGUAGACGUUAGAAUCGCAAACAUGUUUGGGUCGCGAAACAUGAAAAUACGCAACAAGUGCACUUAUCUGCAGAUAUUAACGACAACGAAUGUCUGCCACUAAAAGCUAGCUCACUGUAGACGUGAUCGGCGGAGAAGAUCUGUUAUAAUUUUUAUAAUCGAAAGUACACUAAUCCCCCAAAAUUUAUGAAAUCGACCCCGAUCAAUCGAUGCACCUUUAAUUGAAGCUGGCUAUUUCAGUGGCAAAAUCAAAUAAACAUUUAGCUUCACCUGGUUAAUGAAAAAAUGCUUGUUCAAAUAAUAAAAUGUAGACAUAAAUACCGUAUAAAAACAGGACAACUUUAUUUGAAAUCAUAGCAACGUAAGGUGCACUUUUGAACUACAGGUAGUCCCCGGUAACAUUCCCACGCUGGCGAUGUAACCCGAAUUUUCGCUUAAUUCAGAUUUAACCCUGUAAGUACCCCCAAAUUCCCCCUAAAUCUCAAAAUAAUGAUCAAAAAACAUGUAUUACACAUCAUUGUACUGUCCUUGCCAAGACAUCGGAGCCAAGUCCUAGCUAGACAUCGACUGCAGACAAAAUGGCGGACGAGACUCCGGUGUCAUCGAGUUGAAAUUGCAUAAUUUGGGUAUGUCGUAACCCGGGGACUACCUGUAUAUUGAUAUAUACAAAAGUCUUAAUUCCAUAUCAGAAGAUAUAUCACCCAGCUCUACAUAGACAAUGAUAAAUGAAGUAGUUGCAUUAAAAAUAACCUUUUCUAUUGAAGACAAUAACUUAUUACCACUUACAACAAAAACUUUUCUAACAGCUCUAUUUCAUAACUUAGUGGUCGUCAAUGACGGUGAUCGCUGCCAACUUUUCGCUGUCAAUGGCGCUGAAAUGUGAUGAUUCAAUGCCAGCCAUUCCAGUUCAAUUUGAUUUCUACUGCGGUUAAUGGAAGGCAUAAGUUAAGAAAUGCCUUGAUAUUGGAGCUAAGGUCUGACGUGGCACUCGUGGACAAAAACUGUCCCGAAACACAAUAUUAGUUGGCCAUAGAUGUUGUUUUAAUGAGGACAACGCUUCUACCAGUGCAGUUCGGUAUAAAGGCUCAGACGGCUUUCCUUUGUAGUCGCUAAACACACGGCUAGCAGUGUGGCCAACUUGGUGCUAGCAAGCAUUAGCUGGCUGUCACAUCUUGUUACACAUUAGUCUGUGGACUUUUCUAUAUUUAUACACAUCUCUCUCAAUCUAUAUCUCUAAAUAUAUAUAUAUAUAUCGUACACUUGUUCCAUAUCAACAUGUACAAUGCAGUGGAACAUUUUUCUGCAAAGAAUGUUUGUUGGAAUCGGUUUCCAAUGGAAAGAAACGCAACUUGUUUACACUGAUGACAUGGCUCAUCAUGAUGACGUCAUUCCAGCUUUUUGGAACUUUGCUUUGACUUUUUACGUUGCGUGUGAGUGAGACAGCGCCUCCCGCUGGCUGAUCAUGAAUGGACUUUUAUCUUUUUCUAUUUAGCCAGACAAAUGAUUACAGGUUAAUCAUCUUCAUCUUCGCUACGUUUUUAUCUUCUCGCACACAAACGUUUUGUACCAGUCUUUUAUGAUCACAUGACGCUUAUUGAAAUGGAAGCAUUUCUUGUACUGCCAAUCAAAUAUAAAAAGUAAACCUUAUCCUUUUGUCUUUG
Molecule: messenger RNA, 4730 nt
Organism: Corythoichthys intestinalis (scribbled pipefish)
Lineage: Eukaryota; Metazoa; Chordata; Actinopteri; Syngnathiformes; Syngnathidae
Exons: 3
Coding region: 382-1860 (492 amino acids)
Biological process (GO): regulation of transcription by RNA polymerase II
Molecular function (GO): RNA polymerase II cis-regulatory region sequence-specific DNA binding; DNA-binding transcription factor activity
Source: RefSeq, a predicted model, not a curated record